Molecule: messenger RNA, 2072 nt
Organism: Thecamonas trahens ATCC 50062
Lineage: Eukaryota; Apusomonadida; Apusomonadidae
Product: stage V sporulation protein K
Exons: 2
Coding region: 22-2034 (670 amino acids)
Molecular function (GO): ATP hydrolysis activity; protein binding; ATP binding
Source: RefSeq, a predicted model, not a curated record
CUCCGCAUCAACAAAGCGGCAAUGUGGAAGGUCACUCUGCAUGCGCACGACUCGGAGACCAACGUCCACCAGCCACCGCAGCUGUUCUGGGUCAAGCCGGGCAAGAUGUACAAGGCUGGUCGGGUCGACUGUGAUGUGCUCAUCGACGACGGCUCCGUCUCGCGCCAUCAUCUCAACCUCCGCGCCACCGAGUCGCCUGUGGCAGAAGACCCACCGUUGCUCACACUGGAGGAUGUCUCGCGGUACGGCACGUUCCUGAACAAGCGCCGGGUUCAGUCCCAGGCCGAGACGCUGCUGCAGGACGGCGACGUCAUCACGCUUGGCGAUGGCGAGACCAAGCUCAUCAUCGGGUACUCGGCCAAGGGCAUGGUCGAGGCCGGCCCGGCACCGGGCUCGCGGCCGACCUCGCAUGUCGGCGCUGGCGGUGCUGAUCCGUCGCGUGCGGGCCCGUCGCAGAUCGAGGUCCUCCGCGCUCGGCGCAACAACCUCGAGAACGGGGCACCGCCGCCGGCGGCAGCGUCCAAGCCCGACGGCCCGUCGCCUUCGGGCUCGACGGUCACUGUCGACGCGGAAGAGUAUGAAAAGCUCAAGAAGGACAACGCGUCGAUCUACAAGCAGUUCCUAGAGAUGGAGAAGCAACACCGUGUCGAGUCCAAGGCCAAGGCCGAGCUUCAGGCCCUCGUUGCCCUGCACAACAUUUCGCUCGUUUCCACCAACUCGGACGAGGCCACUACCAAGGACCUCUUCCAUGGCAUGCUCCACUCGGCUGUCGAGUAUCUGGCAGAGAAGAACCCCAAGACAGCGUCGACAGUGGUGGAGGCGCUUGUCGCCCAGCUGCCGGACGCGCUCCGCGAGAACAACACAACCGCGGCCUCGCACACGCUCGAGACGCUGCUCGCCCUCAAGGCUCGGGCCGUCGCCGGCUUUGACGACGCCUUUGUCGCCGGUGCUGGCAUCGAGUCGAUGCUCGGCCUUCUUGCCGACGCGUCGGCCAUUGAGGAGCUCCAGGUCCUCGCCGGCAACAUGCUCUCCAUCCUUACUGCAUCCAUCAAGGCGCUGCAGCGGAUCCGGGCUUGGCCUGGCCUCGCCGCGCUCCGGGAAACCCACGCCGCUGCCGACGCCAGCGAUCCGGUUGCCGUGCUCCUCACCCAGGUCUUUGAGAAGGUCGACAACGGCCCGCGCGAUGAGAUCUCCGAGUACCUCGAAUCGCAGCUUGCCCAGAUUGUCGGCCUCUCGCAGGUCAAGGAGCAGAUGCGCCGCAUGCUCAAGGCCAUUCGGCUCAACGAGCGCCGCCGGCUGGCCGGUGUCACCGUCACCGCCAAGGCUGACCAUCACAUGGUGCUCAUUGGCAACCCUGGAACCGGAAAGACCACCGUUGCCCGCCUCCUCGCCGCACUCUUCUUCAAGAUUGGCCUCAUCUCGCGCGAUGUCUUUGUCGAGGUCUCGCGCGAGGACCUCGUCGCCGGCUACAUCGGACAGACCGCCAUCCAGACCAAGGCCGUCAUCCAGCGCGCCGCAGGUGGCGUGCUCUUCAUCGACGAGGCCUACCGGCUGAGCUCGGGCGGCAAGAAGGAUUUUGGAAAGGAAGCCAUCGAGACGCUUAUGACCGAGAUGACUCGCCAGAACCCUGGCGACGAGCGCAUCAUCUUUAUCUUUGCCGGCUACGCCGACGAGAUGACUGAGUUCAAGUCGGUCAACCCCGGCCUCUCGCGCCGCAUCUCGUACACCUUUGACUUUGCCGACUACUCGGUGGACGAGCUUGUUCAGAUCGUCAUCCAGAAGGUCGCCUCCAAGAACUUCAAGCUCGCUCCUGGCGUUGAGACCGAGCUCGCGCCCAUCAUUUCGUCGGCCUUUUCGCCGACCGAGCGCUCCAAGCACAACGGCGGCCUCUCGUCGCGCCUCGUCGACAAUGCUAUUGAGCAUCUCAACAUGCGCCUCGACCUUGACUCGGGCUCUAUCGACACACUCGUCACGCUUACCACCGACGACUUUGCCCAGGGCGCCGUCAAGCUCAAGGAGGCCUGGUGGGGAUGAGAGCUGCGGCGUUAUUGAACUUGUGUACCCUCCUCCUC